Molecule: messenger RNA, 1443 nt
Organism: Helianthus annuus (common sunflower)
Lineage: Eukaryota; Viridiplantae; Streptophyta; Magnoliopsida; Asterales; Asteraceae
Product: putative UPF0481 protein At3g02645
Exons: 1
Coding region: 1-1443 (480 amino acids)
Source: RefSeq, a predicted model, not a curated record
AUGGAGCAGAAAAAACUUGGUGUCAUGCGAAAGGUCCUAAAGGAUUACGAUAUUAAGGAUUUUAAGCUCCAUGUCCUAGAUAAAGUUCGAAGAUCUGUCCCUAUGUUACGUUCAUGUUAUGACAUGUUCCUACAAGAUGAUGAUGAUUCGUUGGCUACGAUCUUUGCCAUUGAUGGUCUCUUCUUGCUUGAUUUGUUCCAUACUUAUAACGGUCCACUAGAUGAGCAUCUACAGUCAUUAAAAAACAAAGAACAUAUAGCUAAACUUAGAGACGAAGAGCGUAAACAUAUUUCAGAGAAAGAUGAUGAAUUUAGAAGGCUUCUAGAGGCGGUAACCAAUAAUGAAUUGGAGGAAGUGAAGGAGGAAUUCGAGGAGUUUAAUCAACUUCUACUCAAAAAAAGAUCGGUGGCACAAGAUAUAUUGAUGGUGGAGAACCAAAUUCCGUUUAUGGUUUUGAAGGAGAUCGAAGAUAUUUUACACUCAUCGUCAGGUAACUCCUCCCAUCCUACCAAUAGCUUUUCACCUUCCGUGUUUCGAGUGUAUUGUGAGAUUCAUUCACCACUUAAGUUGUGUUCGAAGUCACAAGCUCCUUCCAGUGUAGACCAUCUUCUCCAUUAUAUGUAUUAUUCAAUAGUAAACAACCUCCCUGGGAACCAACUCCCUGAUGUUCAUAAACGCCGCAAACGUCGUGAGGAUAGGGAAUCUAUUUCACAGGGUCAUAGUUUCCUUUCAAAACUUCCACAGAAAGAGAUUGUUCAAGUAUAUGAACAAACUAUCUCCCUUCUAGAAACGUUCACCAAAAAUGAAGUUUCCGUAGUCUCUUCAGCUUCCAAACUCCAUGAUAAAUCUGGAUUCCAGUUUCACAGCCUAAAAGAAGACGAAGGAAUUCAAAAUAUACGCAUCAUUGGGAAAGAUAUUUACCUGCCAAUAAUCACUUUGAACAACGACUCCUAUGUCAUUUUAAGAAAUUUGGUUGCUUAUGAAACAGUGACAGCCAACUCCGAUAGCUUCCCAUUUAAUGAAUAUAUGGGUUUGAUGUGUGGGCUUAUCAUUACCAAGGAUGAUGCCAAGUACCUCAAAAGUCAGAAUGUUAUCAUAGGUGACAUGGGUGCGAAUGAAGUUGCUAAACUCUUCACGGGGAUGAGCAGUUCUAUACCAACCACGAAAACUAAAGAGAAAUCCAAGUUGCGGGUAGAGAUCGAUAAAAUUAAUAAGGUUUAUGAAAGUAGACUGAGCAUGAAGACAUACUUGCUCUUGAAGAAGCUAGCACGUUGGUUGCUGGUGGUUUUGAGGGGUAUUGGCAGUUUUGUUGAAUCUUCAUGGAAGAUUGUAGCGUUCAUGGUUAGCAUUGUUACUGUAUUCAUGUUAACAUGGCAAGCUUAUUGUGACGUUUAUGGUUGCGAUAAACAGACAGUCACAUUGUUGCCGUACGCUUCUAGCUAG